Messenger RNA from Salmo salar (Atlantic salmon), 2262 nucleotides. Lineage: Eukaryota; Metazoa; Chordata; Actinopteri; Salmoniformes; Salmonidae. The record is from RefSeq and is a predicted model, not a curated record.
UCGUGAACGUCUGAAUUCGGUGAUUUCCGAGUUCCCAGUUGUUUAUGAACGCAGCAUGUGACGUCACCAGCACGAAGCGUCCAACUUGCGAACUACACGAGUUGGCAACACUCAAAAUGUGUCACUUUUUUUUGUAAAGCGACACGCUUUUUAAAUGUUUUCUGUUGAAGUGUGUUUUUUUCCCCCUCCCAGUUUAAAGAAGAAUUGGCUCUUUUUUUGUUGUUGUUGACGAAGACGUGUCGCGUUCAAAGCCACAGUGACUUUUCGUCAGUUUUCAGAAUUUCAACUUGGUGCUGUUGUCUGUAACAUCCAGGUGAGCUCACCUGUGGCUGUGGGAGGACAUCACUUACCUGACCCAUCAGACUCACCUGCAGGACAGACAGAACCACGCCCCCAGAGCAGACACAACUCACCUGCAGGACAGACAGAACCACGCCCCAGAGCAGAUACAACUCACCUGGACAGACAGAACCACGCCCCAGAGCAGAUACAACUCACCUGGACAGACAGAACCACGCCCCAGAGCAGACACAACUCACCUGGACAGACAGAACCACGCCCCAGAGCAGAUACAACUCACCUGGACAGACAGAACCACGCCCCAGAGCAGAUACAACUCACCUGGACAGACAGAACCACGCCCCAGAGCAGACACAACUCACCUGGACAGACAGAACCACGCCCCAGAGCAGAUACAACUCACCUGGACAGACAGAACCACGCCCCAGAGCAGAUACAACUCACCUGGACAGACAGAACCACGCCCCAGAGCAGAUACAACUCACCUGCAGGACAGACAGAACCACGCCCCAGAGCAGAUACAACUCACCUGCAGGACAGACAGAACCACGCCCCAGAGCAGACACAGCUCACCUGGACAGAAGACCCAGCUCACCUGGACAGAAGACCCAACUCACCUGGACAGAAGACCCAGCCCACCUGCAGUCCUGAAGGUAUCCCAGAGUUCCACCAGGUCCAGUCCAGCCUCCUAGUCGAGCCUCUCUCUGUCCCCCUGCUUCCUGCUGUUCUGUAGUUGGCGCUGCUGUCAUUAUGGACUGUUAGCAGAUCUACAUUUACUACACACCAAGUGAGCUGUUACUAUAGUAACCACCAGCCAUGGGGAAGCAGAACAGCAAACUCCGCCCGGAGGUGAUGCAGGAUCUGCUGGAGAGCACGGACUUCACAGAGCACGAGAUCCAGGAGUGGUAUAAGGGCUUCCUGAGAGACUGCCCCAGCGGGAACCUCUCCAUGGAAGAGUUCAAGAAGAUCUACGGUAACUUCUUCCCUUACGGAGACGCCUCCAAGUUCGCGGAGCACGUCUUCCGCACCUUCGACGCCAACGGGGACGGGACGAUAGACUUCCGGGAGUUCAUCAUCGCUCUGAGCGUCACGUCGCGGGGCAAACUGGAGCAGAAAUUAAAGUGGGCCUUCAGCAUGUACGACCUGGACGGGAAUGGAUAUAUCAGCAAGUCUGAGAUGCUGGAGAUCGUACAGGCGAUCUAUAAGAUGGUGUCGUCUGUGAUGAAGAUGCCAGAAGAUGAGUCUACUCCAGAGAAGAGAACAGAGAAGAUCUUCAAACAGAUGGACACCAACAGAGACGGUAAACUGUCUCUGGAAGAGUUCAUUAAAGGAGCUAAAAGUGACCCCUCCAUCGUACGUCUGUUACAGUGUGAUCCCAGCAGCGCUGGACAGUUCUAAACCGAUCCUACCUUGGGGGUCAAGACAAUUUUGGGUGAAUCCAAAUAGCCCCUCCCCCCCCCUCCACCUUUGGAGCAAACUGAUGAAGAAGACAAGCCACGCCUUCAAAUGAUGACACUGAAGACAACGGGCCAAUGAGAGCCAGCCAUGUUCUCCUGACUCCUCCUCUGACCACUCCCAGCAGCAACGUGACAUCAUCCCCAGGCUCUCAUGAUGUCAUCCAGUCCACUCGCCAUGUAUUUGAUAAGUCCUAGGGGCCCGCGUCCCAAAUCACACCCCUAUUCUCUGUAUUAAGCAGUACUUUUAAGCCCUGUAGGCCCUGGUCUGCAGUAGUGCACUACAUGGGGAAUAGGAUGCUGUUUUAAAACUGUAAACUGGGCUCUCUGUUUGGUUGGUUGUCGGUGUUCUCAACGCUCCGUACUGGACACACCCACUGCCCUCAACUAGGUCCUCCUAGUUCUGGUGUCUAUCAGUAAACAGUUUGAGAGAGAGGGAAUAGAGAGAGAGAGAGAGAGAGAGGUGAAUGAGAGAGAGAGAGAGAGAGAGGGGAAUGAGAGAGAGGGG